Messenger RNA from Staurois parvus, 273 nucleotides. The record is from the annotation of a GenBank genome assembly. Lineage: Eukaryota; Metazoa; Chordata; Amphibia; Anura; Ranidae.
AUGGGUCGCUCUCAGGAGCUCAGUGAAUUCAAGCAUGGUACCGUAAUAGGUUGCCACCUCUGCAAUAAGUCCAUCCAUGAAAAUUUCCUUGCUACUAAAUAUUCCACUGUCAACUGUUAGUGGUAUUAUAACAAAGAGGAAACUGAGAACAACAGCAACUCGGCCACAAAGUGUGCAGAAGUCGCCAAUUGUCUGCAGAGUCAAUAGCUAAAGACCUCCAAACUUCAUGUGGCCUUCAGAUUAGCACAACAACAGAGCAUAGAGAGCUUCAUG